AUGCCUCAACUUCUUAACAGCAUACUCAAUGUGAGUAAGGCAUUCCAGAAAUAUGCUGAACACCAUGGGGCAUGCACUUCACUGAGCAAGAUGGAGUUGAAGCAGCUGCUUCUCACUGAGUUUGGAGACAUCCUUCGGAGACCAAAUGACCCAGAGACUGUGGAAACCAUUCUGGAACACUUGGACCGAGACAGAAAUGGAUAUGUUGAUUUUCAUGAAUACCUCUUGUUGGUGUUCGAAUUGGCCCAAGCCUGCCAUCAUAAGCUAGAUAGUAAGUUGUAUGGAAGCAGAACCUCCCCCCGGAAAGAACAGGAUCAGAAAGGAACACAGAGCCAUAAGUUUUCAGAAAACACAGGCAGACAACAUAGGCAGAAUUCUCACAACAGUCAGUCUGAGGGACAAAGUCAGGAUGUCCAACAUGAUCAGUCUCAGAAACAAGAUAAGGACUCUCACUGCAGUCACUCUGAGAGACAUGAUACAGACUCUCACCAUGGUCAGACAGAGAGACAAGAUAGGGAUUCCCACCAUGGUCAGUCAGAGAGAUUCCAUGGGGACUCCCACUAUGGUCAUUCUGAGAGAGAAGACACAGAUUAUAGCUCUGAUCAGUCUGAGACAGAUGAUCAAUACUCUAGCUCUGGUCAAAGAUUGAGUUAUAAAUCUAACAAUGACCAGGCCAAAAGUCAAGGAUAUGUCUUUGCCUUAAAUCAGUCCAAGAACCCAGCUCAAGUUUCUCAUUAUGGCCAGUCUAAAACAUUUGGACAACAAAGCAGCCAUGGCCAGUCUGGAAGACUCCGACAAGAUUCUUAUUCUAGUCAAACCAGUCAACAAGAAUCUGGUUCUUAUGAACAAUAUGGAAAGCAGCAUCAGAAAUCAGGCUACAGUCAGACAGACAGACAGGCCCAGAAUUCUCACAAUAGCCAGCCAGACAAACAAAGACAUAGUUUCCAACAUGAUCAGACAGAUGGACAAAGCCACAGUUUCCAUUAUGGACAGAUGGAUAAGCAAGGCCAGAGUUUUCAUUAUGGUCAGAAAGGUAAACAAGGCCAGAGUUCUUACCAGGGUCAAUCAGACAACGAAGACCAGAGUUCAAGCUGGCAUCGGACAGACAGACAAGGCCAGAGUUUUCAUUUUGAUCAGACAGGCAGUCAAGGUCAGAGUUCUUACCAGGGUCAAUCAGACAACGAAGACCAGAGUUCAAGCUGGCAUCGGACAGACAGACAAGGCCAGAGUUUUCAUUAUGAUCAGACAGGCAGUCAAGGCCAGAGUUCUUACCAGGGUCAGAAAGGUGGACAAGGACAGACUUCUCACCAGGGCCAGACAGGUGGACAAGGACAGACUUCUCACUGGGGUCAGAAAGGUGGACAAGGACAGACUUCUCACUGGGGUCAAAAAGGUGGUCAAGGACAGAGUUCUCACUGGGGUCAGAAAGAUGGUCAAGGCCAGAGUUCUCACCAGGGUCAACCAGACAGUGAAGACCAGAAUUCACAGUGGCAUCGGACAGACAGAGAAGACCACAGUUUUCAUUUUGAUCAGACAGGCAGUCAAGGCCAGAGUUCUUACCAGGGUCAAUCAGACAACGAAGACCAGAGUUCAAGCUGGCAUCGGACCGACAGACAAGGCCAGAGUUUUCAUUAUGAUCAGACAGGCAGACAAGGCCAGAGUUCUCACCAGGGUCAAUCAGACAACGAAGACCAGAGUUCAAGCUGGCAUCGGACCGACAGACAAGGCCAGAGUUUUCAUUACGAUCAGACAGGCAGACAAAGCCAGAGUCCUCACUGUGGUCAGUUAGAGAUUGGGAAAACUGAACUUCAAGGGCAAAACAGGUACUUCCAAGGAACUGAUGAAACAAGGAGAGAUUCAUAUGUUGAGCAAUCUGGAAGGUCAGGAAAACUAAGUCAACAGACUUCAAGAGAGGAAGUGAAUCAAACCCAGAGACAGAGAUUCCAGGAUAGAAGGGAUCAGCAAACUCACCACCAGGCAUGGAAACCUGAACAAGAUAAUCAACACAAACUCUUAGCUCAGAUACAGCAAGAAAAGCCAUAUUCCCAUAAUGAGUAUGACUGGCAAUCCCAGAGUAGUGAGGAGGGCCACUGGGUAGAGGAAGAGCAUCACCAAAGCUGGGAUAGGCACAGUCUUGAGGAUCAGGAAAGUCUAUAUGAGAUGCAGAACAGGCAAACCCAUGAAGAUGAAAAAAGCCAUCAGACAAGGGAUAGGCAAACCCAUGUAGAUGAGAAGAAACAGCAAAGACAACACAGGCAAACUCAUGAAGAAAGUCAAGAUCAUCAGCAUGGUAGACAAACCCAUGAAGAUGAGCAAAGCCAUCAGAGACAAGACAAACAUCAAAAUCAUCAUCAACAGUGGGAUGAACAAACUCAUGAAGAAAAUGAGAGGUUUCAAGGAUCCCAAGACCAAUCCAGGAGUUUUCCCAACAAAGAAAAAUUCCACAUGAAUGAAGAUGACCAGUGCCAAGGAUCCCAGGACAGACAUUUCCAUCCAACCCAUGGUGGUGAGAGGUCCCAAAGAAGAGAACAACACAGAAACCACCCUACCAAAACAGCUAAUUCCCCCAACCCCCUCUAUGAUUAUGUACGAGAGCAAGCAGCUUAUCAAUACUAGGCUGCCUGAGCAGCAGAGGUAACAUAGCUUGAAUCUAAUGAAGAAACCUACAUGUCAAUUCACCUUUGCUUCUGUUUAAAAGGUUCAAGUUGUAUGUCAUCCUUCUCUUUUUCGUCUAUCUAUGAGAAUGCUUCUGAAGACUAGUCUAGCAACCACUUUUUGAAAUUUCAAUUCUUUGAGUAGCAAUUCUAGGGUUAUUUGGUUGGGUGGA
Messenger RNA from Peromyscus maniculatus bairdii (prairie deer mouse), 2827 nucleotides. Lineage: Eukaryota; Metazoa; Chordata; Mammalia; Rodentia; Cricetidae. The record is from RefSeq and is a predicted model, not a curated record.